This is a messenger RNA of Akanthomyces muscarius, 534 nucleotides long. RefSeq lists its product as uncharacterized. The coding region runs from base 1 to 534 and encodes 177 amino acids. The record is from RefSeq and is a predicted model, not a curated record. The transcript has 2 exons. Gene Ontology annotation, molecular function: DNA-binding transcription factor activity. Lineage: Eukaryota; Fungi; Ascomycota; Sordariomycetes; Hypocreales; Cordycipitaceae. Gene Ontology annotation, biological process: regulation of DNA-templated transcription.
AUGUCUAUCCUCGAGUUCAUGGGCCCGGGCUAUACGCCAGCCGGCAUGGACCCGACAGAAUUCUUUGUCAACGGAGACGAACCAUAUGUACUUGCAUCAGACUAUACAAUUCUGCCACAGCCGACACAGCAGCAUCUACUUGUUCCCCAACUCACUGGCACCAUAGAAGGUGCCGCCGAUCUUCUAUCUCUUCCUUCUGGGGCCGCUGUAUCAGAAGCUCUGUCAUCAAACGGCGCACCUGCGUACAAGCCACAGGGCUCGCCGGCUAGCACAACGAGCGGCUCGUCGCGCAGGAGAGGCAGGCUACCGACGCCGGUCGACCAUGACGCGGGCGAUCAAGAUUCGCAGACCAUCAUCAAACGGCAAAAAAAUACCAUGGCUGCAAGAAAAUACCGACAGAAGCGGCUCGAUCGUAUUUCGGAUCUGGAGCACUCGCUGAGCGACAUGACGGAUCAAAGGGACGCGCUGAAACUGCAGCUCGCUCGCAAAGAAGCAGAGGUGGACGCACUGAGAGAGAUGCUUUCGCGCAAGUAA